Molecule: messenger RNA, 1919 nt
Organism: Episyrphus balteatus (marmalade hoverfly)
Lineage: Eukaryota; Metazoa; Arthropoda; Insecta; Diptera; Syrphidae
Product: major royal jelly protein 1-like
Exons: 6
Coding region: 501-1838 (445 amino acids)
Cellular component (GO): extracellular region
Source: RefSeq, a predicted model, not a curated record
GCAACUAUACACAAACUAGUUUCAGACGUCCAAAAACAAACAGUGACACAUUAUCUUCUUAAGUUAAUCGUAUACAAGCUGAAAAGGGUCAUUUGACAAACGAAGCUUGUAUCGAUCAGACGAUUUUUAAAAGCAAGACUCAGUCAGUAGGUAUAUCGGUUCUAAAGUUCCUUUGUGGUGUUAAGAAAUUAAUAAAAUAAAUAAAUAUUUACAUUUAUAUUGAUUAUUAGUGAAAUCUUGAUUUCUGGUAUUUCCAGUGGUGAAUUUUUUUUUAAAACCUAUUGUUUGUCAAUAAAUAAGACCAAAAGACUUUGUGGAUUCACUUUGAAUGGAUUGAAACUAAACUUUCAUUCUCCAAAUUUUAUUACUUAUUGUCGUGAAGUGUUAAAUUAAAUAAUUUUUUUUUAAACAAAAAUCGUUGAAAGUUAUUAAUAUUUUUUGUUUAAAAGAAAGUGGUUAAGAACUUAAAAUACUUUAUUUGAAUAUAAAGGAAUAUUUCAAUGAAUGAUUUCAAGGGGUUGAUGAGAGCAUUUGCUUUCAUUCUUUUUCUAUCAACAUGGACUACAGCUCAAAGAGUAAAAAGCCUCAAUCAGAUGCUUGCAUGGAAAGUCCUUGAAUAUGGCUUCCAUUCAGAUAUUGAACGUAGUUAUGCUGUGGACAAUGGACUUUUGACACCAAAUACUGGAACACCAAUCGAUGUUGCAGUUCAAUAUUUGCCUGCUGGAAAUAUGAGAGUAUUCACAACAAUUCCCAGAUUUUCAAAAGGUAUUCCUUAUACCUUAGCAACAGUUUCCAGUAAAAUUGGAGACAAUGGACCAGUAAUCUAUCCAUAUCCCAACUAUGAUACCCAUAUCAACAAUAAUGCUGAAUGUAAAGGAAUCACUUCAGCUUUUCGUGUUCAUAUCGAUGAUUGUCAAAAUAUGUGGGUUAUCGACUCAGGAGUUAUUGAAGGAGUCAAUAUUUGUCCACCUCAACUACUCAAGUUUGAUCUGAAGACCGACACUCUCCUACAUCGUUACCAAUUCCCCUCAAAUCUCUACACUCCAUCGGACUCACUUCUCAUCAAUCUCGCUGUAGAUACUUAUGAUUCUCCACCAAUGGGUGAGUGUCAAAGACAAAUGAUCUACGUAGCUGACGUCACUAAGCCUGGUUUAUUGGUCUAUGACUCCAUUCGCGAUAUGGCUUGGAGAGUUGAAAAUCCACUCAUGCAACCUGACCCUAAUUUUGUAACCCAUACUGUUGCUGGGGAAAGUUUCGAUCUUGCCGACGGAAUGUUUGCCUUAAAUUUAACUCCACGCAGCAAAAAAGGUUUGCACAGUGAAAGACAUCUUUACUUCCAUGCUUUGGCCAGUGACACAGAGAAUUCUGUGCCUCUCCGUCUCCUCAACGAUCAUUCUAUUUGGAUGCAAAAUCCCAAUGCUCAUCCAGAAGCAUUUAAGACAAUCGGCAAACGUGGAGUUCAAGCAGCUCAAGAAGCAAUGGAUAGCAAGGGAAACCUUUAUUCCAACAGCGAAGACCCGUUGACAGUGUUCGCUUGGAAUAUCUAUCAUUCUCCCUAUUCUUACAAUGGCUUCAAGAUUGUAGCUAACAAUCAGGAACAAUUGCAAUUUGCAAGCGGCAUGAAAGUUGUUAAGAAUCCAUAUGGCAGAGAGGAACUUUGGAUGUUAACUUGUAGAUUCCAGAAAGUUGCAACUGGAAAGUUAGAUCCCAACGAAAUCAAUUUCAGAAUUUUAGCCUGUAAGACUGAUGAUCUUCUGAGAAAUAAGGAAUGUACUCCAUUGGAAGCACAAAUGACGCCUUAUACCGAGUCACCUUACACAAAUUUGAUUCUUUCGUAGGAGGAGCUAAGCUUUAAAGCCCUUCAUAACAAAAAAAAAAACGUCCUAAAAAAUAAGUAACUAAUGUCUUCAUAAUAAAGU